AUGCGCCGCGAUCGACGGGCGGGCGGCGCGUCCCAGCCCGCAGUCGCUUGUGAUGCCGCGCGGAUGGGAGGCGCUCGGGGCGAGGCGCGCGUCGCCGACGACUCGGACUUCGAGACCCUGAAGCGGCUCCUCGCCUCCGAUGAGGGCUGGAGCCUGGAGUACGAGCGCGACGGCGUCAAGGUCUGGGCGGAGGACGCCGCGCACGGCGCGCUGCGCACCGUUAAGGUGGUCGCCAAGUUCGAGGAUGUGGAGCCAGACGCGCUGUACGACGUUCUCCACGACCCCGAGUACCGGUCCGUGUGGGACACUCACAUGCUGGCGGCCGAGGACGCCGGCCACAUCAACGUCAACAACGACGUGGGAUACUACGCAAUGUCCUGCCCUGCACCACUCAAAAACCGGGAUUUUGUUUUACAACGCUCCUGGCUUGAUACCGGUGAUGAGAAGAUGAUCCUAAACCACUCUGUUUACCACAAGGACUACCCACCCAGGAAAGGAUUUGUCAGGCGUUAUAGUCAAAAGUUCGAGUUUGAAAUUAUAACAACAAUAUUUUUACACUUACUGAAGGCGGUCUCACUACUAACUGGUUUCGUGGUGAGGGUAAGCAAAGUGAAGGGCAGCUGGUUGGGUUAUGUGUCGCGCUCUGACCCUCGCGGAGCGCUGCCUGCCUGGCUGGUGAACCGGGUUACCGCACAACUGGCUCCCCGCCUCGUUCACCAACUUCAAGCGGCAGCUAGACGAUAUCCGGGUUGGAAAGCACUGACAGAUUCUCCGUACUACAAGCCUUGGAGGCAUCCUGAGCAAGUUCCGCCUUACAGGAUCUCGUUGGCAGAUUGCAUAGAUCCCGAUGCGCCACCUCCGCCACCGGAACCGAAGCCUAAUACUUCGAAAGUCAAGCUGGAGGUGCCACAACCACAACCCAAGGAGAUAGAAAGCCACAGCAUAGAAGACUUAGGAGACAUAUCAUCUGAAUUCAGCGUAGAAGUAGAAGAAGAUGCGUUAGAUCAUACACAGGAUCCAACAAAAAAGAAAGGAAAAUUUUACAGAUUAGUGAAAUCGAUGAAGAACAGAAGGAAAAGCGUGCAAGUUGCCAAAAGUGUCGACAACUUAAUAGAUGGAAAACCUCCUGAAGAGAAACAAGAAAAGAAGAAACCUUUCAAAUUCCAUCGUAGAUUUAGUCUAAGCAGAGGGAGGGAGGAU
This is a messenger RNA of Iphiclides podalirius (scarce swallowtail), 1200 nucleotides long. NCBI's taxonomy places the organism in Eukaryota, Metazoa, Arthropoda, Insecta, Lepidoptera, Papilionidae. The record is from the annotation of a GenBank genome assembly.